AAUUUUCGAAGCUUCGGUUUUGUCCAGAUGACAACCUGCAUCAGGUCUGACAGUGAUGAAACAGCAUUUAUUACAUGCACAGAGUUUUAAUAAGUCGUUCAACCGCUGCUGGAUCUUAAACUGUUGCAUUGAGAGCUGACAUUGUCGGCUAUCAUUGAGAAUCUAGGAAGAGGAGGAACGACAAUUUGGGUGUCCUGAUACAAACGCCACUCCAGAUACAACCAUGGCAAAUGACUCCAUCCAAAGUGAUCCCGGUGGGUUGUCGGUACUAGAGCAGCUUGGCUUGGACCACAGCUCCGAUUUCUCUGACACGAGUGUUCAGCUGCGAUUGGAUGAACAGCGAGAGCGAAUCCGUAGGGAAAUUCGUAAGGAGCUGAAGAUUAAAGAGGGGGCAGAGAAUCUCCGCAGAGCCAAUACAGAUAAACGAAAUGCUCAGCAGGUGGAGAGUCAGUUGCGGAGCUCCAAUCGACGUCUGGAAACGCUCCACGAUCAACUACAAGAGCUGGAUGCUCAUAUCGUCGUCAAAGGGACGGAUGAUUCACGUGAUGAUGUUCCUCAGUCACCAGGAGCAGAGAGCAGAUCGUCGGCACAUAAGGAGAGAAUCGCUGCACUGGAAAGGCAGUUAAACAUCGAACUCAAAGUCAAACAGGGGGCUGAGAAUAUGAUCCCCAUCUACGCCAAUGGCUCCACUAAGGAUAAAAAGAUGUUGCAGACAGCUCAGCAGAUGCUACAGGACAGCAAGACAAAGAUUGACAUCAUCCGCAUGCAGAUCCGAAAAACAGUGCAGGCCUACGAACACACUGAUGAUACACCAGGAAAGCCUGACCCAUGUGGUAUGGAGCUACGGAUUGAGGAGCUCAGACACCAUUACCGUGUAGAGCACGCUGUCGCUGAGGGAGCCAAAAAUGUCCUCAGACUUCUCGGAGCCAGUAAAGUACAGGACAAGAAGGCCAUGUCAGAGGCUCAGUGUCGUCUGAGCGAGUCGUCUCAGCGGUUGGAUCUGCUGAGAGAUUCAUUAGAUCGGCGGUUGGCAGAACUUCCUGAGGAUCAUCCCAAAGCAUCUGUCAUUAAAGAGGAGCUGGUUUUAGCCUCCUCACCAGCAUUCAGCUCCCGACACGGCGCCCCCUACCUGCACAACCAGUACAGCACCCUCUCCAAACCCUCUCCGCUCACUGGCACUCUUCAGGUCACAUUGCUGGGCUGUAUGGGUGUGCUGGAGGUGGUUCCCGGUCGUUCCCGGGGCAGUCAGGUGUUGUUGCCGUGUUACAGUCCGGGAGAGGGGCGGUCCUUUAUGCGGAGUGGAAAAGGCCUGUACGGUCGCAGCGGCAGUGUGAGCGGAAAAACCACCCCCAAAACAGACGAACUUUCCUCGGAGGUGAGUGCAGUGCUGAAGCUGGAUAACUCAGUCGUGGGCCAAACGGCAUGGAAGAUGGUUGGAGAACAGGGCUGGGAUCAGACUUUCACCAUAGAGCUGGAGAGAUCCAGAGAGAUGGAGAUGGCUGUGUACUGGAAAGACUACCGCUCUCUGUGUGCAUUGAAAUUUCUAAAGCUGGAGGACUUCCUGGACAACCAGAAACACAGAGUACAACUAGAGCUAGAACCACAGGGACUGCUGUUGGCAGAGGUCACCUUCUUUAACCCCGUGAUCGAGAGGGCUCCACGGCUAAAACGGCAGAAGAAAGUUUUCUCCAAACAACAGGGGAAGGCCUUCUUGCGAGCUCGGCAGAUGAACGUUGAUAUCGGCACAUGGGUGAGGUUACUGAGGAAUGCCAUACCAACCGUCAACAACACAGGAACUUACAGCCCGCACGCACACACUGUACAGACAGGGGAGAUAUCAGUGGAGAAGUUGAGUUUAGACUAUGACUCACCGAUGAAGGUGGACAUCCGGCGAGACGUGACGGACACAAGCACUCCCGAACAACAAGCGGCCACUGAGCCCCUCUCCACUCCUGACCUCACCACUCCUGAGCGACAAAUCAGAUCACAGAACAGUAAACAGAAAAAGACCCCUUUGAGCCUGCAGGAUUUCCGACUAAUUGCGGUUCUUGGCAGAGGCCAUUUUGGAAAGGUGCUGUUGGCAGAAUACAAGAAGUCAGGCAGCAUGUACGCCAUAAAAGCCCUAAAGAAAGGAGACAUCGUGGCCAGAGAUGAAGUAGAAAGUUUGAUGUGUGAGAAGCGCAUUUUUGAGACGGUGAACAGUACACAACACCCCUUCCUCGUGAACCUGUUUGCAUGUUUCCAGACCCCAGAACAUGUGUGUUUUGUCAUGGAGUACACGGCAGGCGGAGACCUAAUGAUGCAUAUACACGCAGACGUCUUCACCGAGCCACGGGCUGUGUUCUAUUCUGCUUGUGUAGUUUUAGGACUUCAAUUUUUACAUGACAACAAGAUUGUGUACCGAGAUCUUAAAUUGGACAACUUGCUGCUUGACACAGAGGGUUACGUAAAGAUCGCCGACUUUGGAUUGUGUAAAGAAGGUAUGGGUUUUGGGGACCGGACCAGUACGUUCUGUGGGACUCCAGAGUUUCUGGCUCCAGAGGUUCUAACAGACACGUCGUACACGCGGGCCGUGGACUGGUGGGGACUCGGAGUGCUUAUAUACGAGAUGUUGGUGGGAGAGUCUCCAUUUCCAGGUGAUGAUGAAGAGGAGGUUUUUGACAGCAUAGUGAACGAUGAAGUUCGAUACCCACGGUUUCUUUCCUCUGAGGCCAUUGGCAUCUUAAGGAGGUUACUAAGGAGAAAUCCAGAAAGACGACUGGGCUCCAGUGAGAAAGAUGCAGAGGAUGUUAAGAAACAGCCUUUCUUCAGGAAUAUGGACUGGGAGGCUCUUCUCCUCCGUAAACUCCCUCCUCCCUUCCUUCCGUCCAUCGGAGGAAAAGAAGAUGUCAGCAACUUUGAUGAGGAAUUCACAGCAGAAGCGCCGAAUCUCACUCCGCCUCGUGAACCGCGGGUGCUCUCGAGGAAGGAUCAGGACAGCUUCCGAGACUUUGACUAUGUCUCUGAUCUCUGCUGAGAGCGUCUUCACUGUGACAGUGCCGUAGAGAGACAUAUCUGCUCCGUGACGAUGAGGACAAGAGUGGCCAAUUUGAGUGAAUUGUGAAUGAGCUGGACCUGUGAACACUGUGAAGGAAGAGAGAAAGCUCUGGAAAACCAUUAGAAACAGGUUUAAAGGUGCACUCAAUCUUUUUUUUAAUGUUGCGCUUCGACUCACACUGACACCUAGUGGUUUGGAUGAAGCGUCACACUAGUAAAAGUAAGUGUUCAGUUAUCAGUGCAGUUGUCGAAAUGCAUUAUUCGCAGUCAGCCAUGAUUAAUUUAUUCUACUAGUGAAAGUGUCCAAUAACAGGUGGGUUACUGAAAUGAGGGUUGAGGUCAUGUGAUCUCAAAAUGGCGGCCCCCAUCAGGGGACCCUCUUCAUGUAGAAUAAAACAGCUUUUAUUGGGAUACUGAUGAGACUAGAGUCCUCAUCCUAUGUGAAUGGUCAUCAUUUUAAUUCAAAAGUAA
Rhinichthys klamathensis goyatoka is the source of this 3507-nucleotide messenger RNA. RefSeq names its product protein kinase N1a (gene pkn1a). Gene Ontology annotation, biological process: protein phosphorylation; signal transduction. The record is from RefSeq and is a predicted model, not a curated record. The transcript has 22 exons. Bases 224 to 3016 code for a protein of 930 amino acids. Lineage: Eukaryota; Metazoa; Chordata; Actinopteri; Cypriniformes; Leuciscidae. Gene Ontology annotation, molecular function: protein serine/threonine kinase activity; small GTPase binding; ATP binding.